Emiliania huxleyi CCMP1516 is the source of this 412-nucleotide messenger RNA. RefSeq lists its product as hypothetical. Gene Ontology annotation, biological process: proteolysis. The annotation marks the transcript as partial. The record is from RefSeq and is a predicted model, not a curated record. Gene Ontology annotation, molecular function: serine-type carboxypeptidase activity. The transcript has a single exon. NCBI's taxonomy places the organism in Eukaryota, Haptophyta, Isochrysidales, Noelaerhabdaceae.
AUGAUGCUGUCCGCCCUCAGCACCCUCGCGGCGCCCGCGGAGCACGAGAUCUCCUCCCUCCCGGGCUGGGGCGGCCCGCUUCCGAGCCGCAUGUACUCUGGCUACAUCGACGUGGGCGCUGCCGCCAAGCAGCCCAUGCCGAUGCACGUCCACUACGUAUUUAUCGAGAAAGAGGAGCAGCUGGACGCGGGCGCCGAUCCCACGAUCCUCUGGACCAAUGGCGGCCCGGGCGCCUCGUCCAUGUUUGGCCUGCUCGCGGAGCUCGGCCCACUCCUCCUCAACGAGAACUCGCUCUCCACCCCAGACUUCAAGAGGACGGGAGUACCCACCCUCUUCUCGAACCCACACGCGUGGACCAGGCUCGGCUCGGUCGUGAUGUUUGACUGGCCGCCGCCGGUCGGCUUCUCGUACU